AAUGAAUGGGGGUGGGGUGUGAGCUGGCCAGGCCAGAUCCCUAGGCCCUGGGGUGGGGUCAGGGACAGGUAGACCUCUGGAAUUUUAGGAAGGUGGAAGGAGGGGGACUCCAAGAGAGCUGAAAGAGCAGAAGGUUGGAGUGGGAUUGGAAUGGGAGAUUCCUAGGUCUAGGAAUGGGGGCAGUCGGGUCCCUGGGUGGGGGUGGGAGGCCCCUGUUGAGGGAGGGUCUGGGACGGGAGAAGCUGGUACAGGGGUUGGCAGGGUCUGUGGGGGGACUGAGAGGCUGUCUGCCAUGGGGCCAGACUGGGUCCCCUCUGAGGCCCAUCCCCAUGCCCCAAAGGCCCCCCGUGGCUCCCUUGCAGCUCCCGAGGUGGCCCCUUCCCUGGGCCGGGUCAUGCGCUGCCCCAAGUGCCUUCUCUGCCUGUCAGCACUGCUCACGCUUCUGGGCCUCAAGGUGUACAUCGAGUGGGCAUACGACCCUCGGCUCAGCAAGGCCUACCCAGGACCCCGGGGCACACCACCAGGCCCCACGCCAGCCAACUUUGAGCCCACCCUGCCUGCCAACCUCUCUGCCCGCCUGGGCCAGACUGGACCACUACCCUCGGCUUACUGGAACCAGCAGCAGUGGCAGCUAGGGACCCUGCCCAGUGGGGACAGCACUGAGGCAGGGGACUGCCGGGCUUGGGGGGCUGCCGCUGCCAACGAUAUCCCUGACUUUGACUCCUAUCCCGAGGACCUCCGCCACUUCCUGCUGUCGGCAGCCUGCCGUACCUUCCCGCAGUGGCUGCCUGUGGGUGGCGGCGGCCAAGUGGCCAGCUGCUCAGCUACAGACGUCCCCUACCUACUGCUGGCUGUCAAGUCGGAACCAGGGCGUUUUGCAGAACGACAGGCUGUGAGGGAGACGUGGGGUCGUCCAGCUCCAGGGAUUCGGCUGCUCUUCCUGCUGGGGUCCCCACUGGGUCGGGGGGGCCCUGACCUGAGCUCACUGGUGGCCUGGGAGAGCCAUCGAUAUAGCGACCUGCUGCUCUGGGACUUCUUUGACGUCCCCUUCAACCAGACACUCAAGGACCUGCUGCUGUUUGCCUGGCUGGGCCACCACUGCCCCGAUGUGACCUUUAUCCUGCACGCUCAGGACGAUGCCUUUGUGCGCACCCCUGCUCUGCUAGAACACCUGCGAGGUCUGCCCCCGGUCUGGGCCCGGGGCCUCUACCUGGGUGAGGUCUUCACCCAGGCCAAGCCCCUCCGGAAGCCUGGAGGACCCUUCUAUGUGCCUGAGACCUUCUUUGAAGGAGAGUACCCAGCGUAUGCCAGCGGCGGUGGCUACAUCAUUGCUGGGCGCCUGGCACCCUGGCUGCUGCAGGCGGCUGCCCGUGUGGCACCCUUCCCCUUCAACGACGUCUACACUGGCCUGUGCUUCCGUGCCCUGGGUCUGGUGCCCCGAGCCCACCCAGGCUUCCACACAGCCUGGCCGGCAGACCGCACUGCUGAGCCCUGUGCUGUCCGUGACCUGCUGCUGGUCCGGCCCCUCAGCCCCCAGGACAGAAUUCGGCUCUGGAAACACCUGCAGGACCCACAGCUCCAGUGCUGAGCCUGGGUGGGAAGGGCCAAGCCAGUGUGAGACCUGGCUCAGCCUCUCCUGGGCCUUGAUGGGCAGGAGGAGGUCCUAGGACCUAGGCUAUCUAAGCAACUCCUGGGGGG
Molecule: messenger RNA, 1698 nt
Organism: Loxodonta africana (African savanna elephant)
Lineage: Eukaryota; Metazoa; Chordata; Mammalia; Proboscidea; Elephantidae
Gene: B3GNT8
Product: UDP-GlcNAc:betaGal beta-1,3-N-acetylglucosaminyltransferase 8
Exons: 1
Coding region: 293-1588 (431 amino acids)
Cellular component (GO): Golgi membrane
Molecular function (GO): protein N-acetylglucosaminyltransferase activity
Source: RefSeq, a predicted model, not a curated record